AUGAUUCCUGUGCGGCAAUCCCCCACCCACCAAUUCCAGCGGAACAGUUCUGGACAACCAGGCCGGGAGGGCAUCGACAACAAUGAGAUGAACACGCCAAUGGCGACUCGAGCAGAGGUUCGCAUGCUUCCGCAAACCGCUGCCCGCGUGCGCUGCACAAAGCCCACGCACUCGGUUCCCCGACUCCAGGCACGCUUCUUGACCCAACUCUACACUGGUCACGCCCCGCUCCAUGCCCACCUCCGACGAGCAGAGACCGACUUCCUCCGCCGCCCUGCUUACAGUCGCGAACGCAUGACUCAAAGCUCGAGUGCCUUCCAUCCAUCCCCGCCGCCCUCGACGUGCACCUUUUCCCUUGGCACGUCGACGCCACCGACCGCCUCGCCGGAUUUCCUGACCGCGCCCAGUCCAAUUGCACAUUCCCGCAGCCCCAGGCCCAGUCAUCCCUCGCACAACCCACGCACGCAAACGUUUCUCUCUCUUAUCGAUCCCUUUCGUGUAUCACAAUCUCCUGCACGCAUGCCCCAUCCCCAUUUCCCCGCUCUCGGAGUCGCUUCACGCUCACCUCCCCUCUCCCCGCGCAUUGCGAGCCCGCGCCCCCGCGCCGGGGCACUCUCUCUGAGCUGUGUCGGCCCGAGGAGUCCUGUAGACGACGGCGAGAUCGAUGUUCCUUCUGAGAGGGAGCACCGCUCGGGAGUUGCUCGCCGGCACCCAUGCGUCGCGCUCCAACCCACUCAAUGUUUCAUGGUUCUGAUGGCACCGUCCAGCGUCAUCUCCUCCAAGCCCACCCUGCAGCGAACCGUCCAAAAGUCAGUCCGCGGGCCUAUCUGGCACAACAGCAUCACGCACCAUCUCCUAAUGGUGACGGCCGGCACACCGUGGAAUAUGGCGAGCUUCACGCGAAGCCGCUCGUCCGCUCGCAGCGUCCGAGUCUGCAUACGCACCUCGGAAGAGAGCAAGCUCAAAACCCCGACCGCUUCCGCCCGCGACGGCAGCGGCGCAAAGCGGGCGUCCCACUCCGCCUCCGUCACCGUCGCGAAGUCCGAGUCCCUGCAGCGGAACUCGCUGAACCUACAAGUACGCCGCGACGUACGACCUGCGGAUGCGCAUGAGCGGCCACCCGGUGACGUGAGACAGGGCGCCGAUCUGCUCCUCGCUCGGGCACCUGAAGCCUUCGACGUGGUACCAGUGGUGGAGGAGGUGGUCCGCGACGCCGUUCACGGCGGCCUGCGCUACUCUGCGCCCCUGCUCCUUCCCGCGCGCACGCGCCGCGAGUCGUACCUGCAGAGUGAUGAGCGGGGACCGCACGAACCGGGCGCGGUGCUCCGCUUCGCGACCUUGCCGAGCGCGGCUGCGUUUGGGAAUGGGUUUUUCUCGAACAGCUCCGCUAGGCGCCGCUCUUGGGCGGAGUCGAGAGGUAUCUUCUUUACGGACGGUUGGGUUCUGCUCCCCUGGAGAGAAUCCGUUGAGCGGCUUGAGAGAGUCUCGUACGCAGUGGCGAGCUCGAGGUGGCUACUUGGGGAAGCGUGCUUGGUGCAUGAGUGGCACAGCUUGAAAGACCAAGUGGCUGCAGAUGCGACGACGGUUUCAGUUGAGGAGCUAUCGUUUCACCAGAUCUGGAGACGUACUAUGUCUAUGAAUGCCGGGGACAAUCCUUCUUCCCGCACCAUCAUCGACACUUGGGCCGAGUUUGUAACCUCGUCCAUCGCGCAGGCCCCGUUGCGGCGCGACAGCCGUAUUUCUGUCAGUGUGGACAUGUCCAAGUGCAGCAAGAAACCCAAAGAAUGGGACUCGAAACACCGUCACGUCGACGCCCUGCUGGCUCGGGAACAAGGCGACCGCGAUCGACCUGGUAAAGGGAGCGCAGUUGUGGAUGGGUUUGACGGUUCCUCGGAGGUCGUUCCGCAGACGGCUCUGCGCGAGGUCAUUGGCACGUACGCGCAGCGCCAUCACGACCCGCGCGGAGGAUUCCUCUUCGCCGCCAACCGCGCUGUGUCGUCGAAGACCGCCUGCGACGCCUGCGCCCGCUUCUCUACCGUCCCAAGCGAGAACUCGUCCCCCGCCCCUCCCCCGCUCCCACCACCCUUCGACCCCGCCCUCCGUGCAUCCCUCGCCUGCGCGAUUGCGCGCGACCGCCCGACGUACGUCUGGAAGACAAACAGCGCGAUUGCCUGUCCCAAAACACCGUUAGCCCUCCUCCCCAUACCUCAACCACGUCCUGAAGCCCGAAAAAAGAACGGACGGGGGGACGAACGGACGCAGGAAGGACGAAAAAACGAACAAACGCACCACCAGAAGCGCACCAACCAUCGUCCGCUCGCGCCACCGCUCGUCCUGCGCGGGCUCCCACUGCGCGCGUCGGAUCCGCGCCGCGCGCGCCAUCGCCGAGCUCAGGUCGUGGCUGGUGCCGGCGGGAGUCUUCCAGAGAGCGCAGCGUACGCAGUAGCGAUGGCCUGGAAGCGGGCGUGCGCUGCGUCGGGAGGAACGCCGCCGGCGCGGGCGGCGGGCGAGUCGGGGUGGGUGACGUCGACGAGGAGGAUGCGUGGCGCGAGGCACCAAAAAGCGGGACGAACGGGAGGGGGAGAGUGGCAAGUGGGACGGGAAGAGACAAGAGAGAGAGACGUACACCGCGCCUUGACGUCCGCUCGGGUCGCGCUCGGCGGGAGGUGGAAGAUCUGGUGCGGCGUUGGGCGUGCGGCGGCCGGGAAUGGGUAUGGGUUCGCGCUGCUGCUUGGGCCAGGGCUCGAGGACGAGGACGCGCUGCUUGGGCCGGGGUUCGAUGUCUUGCUCGAGCUGGUUUUCGACGAAGACGAGGACGAAGGGGCGCUACUUUGA
This is a messenger RNA of Epithele typhae, 2835 nucleotides long. RefSeq lists its product as uncharacterized. The transcript is spliced from 15 exons. Lineage: Eukaryota; Fungi; Basidiomycota; Agaricomycetes; Polyporales; Epitheliaceae. The record is from RefSeq and is a predicted model, not a curated record. The coding region runs from base 1 to 2835 and encodes 944 amino acids.